AGCUAGUGGUGCUACUGAACAGCGAAGUGCAAACUGCAAAGUGACACUUACCAAUCUAACGCAGAUCCGGGCUCCAACUCCACUGGCACCCGAUCUUACACCGGCUCCGACCCGCCUGCCCCGCUCCUUCUUCCCUGCAUCUCUCCAACAUUAUCUCCGAUCAGAAUUCAUUUUUCGGUUGCAAAGCUGCAGAGGUUAAUUUUGGUGCAAGAAUGAACUUUUUGGGGCUGCGGUCAAAUCAGACUGCAGCUUCUUCUGAGCAAUCUUAUGCUCAAGAAAUUCAAGGAGAUGCACAUCAGCGUGUGAAACUUGCAACAACUCUAGAGGGUCUUAUUGCUGAAGAUCCAUUUCCUGAAAAUAUGGUGGCUGAAAGUAGGAAUGGAGAUAGUGAAGUGUACGGGACUGAAAAUGGGAGUUUUGACCACACAAGUGCAAAGAGUAACUCUCAUGUAGAAGGCACACAUGUUGAUGUUUCUGAAGAUGAGGGAUGGAUAGCCAUUCCAUACAAGGAACUUCCUCGGAAUUGGAGUGAUGCACCAGAUAUGUCCUUGUUUCGUCCUCUGGACCGCUCUUUUGUAUUUCCAGGUGAGCAACUUCAUAUAUUACUCUGCUUGUCGGCAUGUAAGCAGGAUAUGGAAAUUAUUACACCCUUUAAAGUGGCUGCGGUGAUGAAUAAAAAUGGUUUUGGACAUAGUCCCGAGAAAGAGAACAGUAACGCCAGUGGUGAAAAUAAUCCUGUUCCAGAAAGAAUGAAGGAAGGGAGUUCUGAUGAUCAAGAUGUGAAUCUGCAUAGCCCGAAUAAAGGCAGAAGGGAUUCACAAAAUUAUAUUUCUGAUGGUGAAUCUCUUCUUAGAAUGGAAGAUCACAGAAGGCAGACUGAAAUGUUACUGAAAAAAUUUGAAAACUCGCAUUUUUUUGUUCGAAUUGCGGAGUCAGAUGAGCCACUUUGGUCUAAAAGAAGAGCUCCAUCAGAAUCUCUGGAUUCUUCAGAAGUGGCUGAGAAGUUUAAUAUUGAUAGUUCAAUAAGUAAGAGUGCAAGAAGAAAGGUUGCUCUAAGCGCAAUUGUCGAUAGAGGAUGCUGCGAUUCGAGCAUCACUGGGGGUUUGGCAAGAAAUGCUAUCAAGUGUCUCUCUCUUCCCAAUGGAGAUAUAGUGGUGCUUUUACAGAUAAAUGUUGGUGUAGAUUUGCUCAGAGAUCCUGUUCUGGAAGUUCUUCAAUUCGAGAGGCAUCAGGACAGAGCUUUGUCUCCUGAGAAAGGGGAGAAUCUUGUUGGCGUGGAUCAUGAUCCAUGUGGGGAAUUAUUGAGGUGGUUGCUUCCUUUGGAUAAUUCCAUACCUCCUCCAUCUCGUCCUUUAUCACCACCUCAACUAAGUAUGAGUUCAAGCAUCCGGAGCACGUCCAUAAGAGCUAGUGCAUCUGCCUCAUCUGGUUCUCAGCUUUUCUCUUUUGGCCAUUUUAGAAGUUAUUCCAUGUCAUCCCUGCCACCAAAUAGUACACCAACCCCAUCUGUUACAACCCCCAGUCCCAAACCAAACACUGACCUUGAUGACAGGGAUCAGUUCUCAUUUCAGAAGAUUGAAAUUAGUCAAAAGAACAGGAGUGAAGGGCUUUUAUCAUUCCGAGGUGUGUCAUUGGAGCCAGAGCGAUUUUCUACUCGCUGUGGUCUGGAAGGCAUUUAUACACCAGGAAGACGGUGGAGAAGGAAAAUUGAAAUAAUUCAACCUGUAGAAAUUUGUUCUACUGCUGCAGAUUGCAACUCAGAUAACCUUGUUUGUGUUCAAGUGAAGAACAUCUCUCCUGUUCAUUUGCAAGAGGUUGUGGUGUAUAUAGAUGCCAUUACAAUCGUCUAUGAAGAGGCUUCAACUGGUGGACCACCUUUGUGUUUUCCAAUUGCAUGCAUUGAAGCUGGCAAUGAGCACAGUUUGCCAAAUUUAGAACUCAGGAGAGGGGAAGAACACUCCUUUAUUCUUAAACCAGCAGCUUCAUUAUGGAAGAGCCCUAGAAGUCAUAGUGAAAAAAGUUUUGAGUCAUCAAGUUUAGCCGCUGGAAAUGCAGCAACAACUUGGCGUCAAUCCAUUUACAACGAAGGAAAACAAAGUGGCUCGUCUGCUGAUCAGUAUGCAAUUCUUGUAUCAUGUAGGAGCAACUUCACUGAAUCAAGGUUGUUCUUCAAACAAGCUACAAGCUGGAGGCCACGUAUAUCUAGGGAUAUUAUGAUAUCUGUUGCUUCUGAAAGGUCAAGACAAGCUAUUGGAUCUGAUGGAAGAGUUGCUCCGCUUCCAGUUCAGGUGUUAACACUUCAGGCUUCAAAUUUGACAUCUGAAGAUCUUACAUUGACAGUUCUUGCUCCAGCAUCAUUUACUUCACCACCAUCUGUUCUGUCAUUGAGUUCUUCACCAUCAUCACCAGCAAGCCCAUUUAUCAAUUCUUCUGAGUUGACAACAAGAGUGAGUAGUGAAAGAAGCAGCAAUGCUGGCCAUACACAAGUCUCAGUUUUCGUGGAUCAAGGUCAGGGAGGGAAAGGUGGAUAUCAGUCUAUUUCAUUGAAUGCUGAAGUUAUUCAUUUAUCUGAUGUCCUUCCGAGCAAUGAUUUAGGCUGUACACAUCUCUGGUUGCAAAGUAGAGUGCCACUUGGAUGCAUUCCUGCUCAGUGUACAUCAACUAUCAAGCUUGAGGUACUUCCUUUGAGGGAUGGAAUCAUUGCUCUUGAUUCUUUGCAGAUUGGCGUUAAGGAGAAAGGGCUUACCUAUGUGCCUGAGCAUUCACUAAAGAUUAAUGCUACGUCUAGCAUUGCCACAGGAAUGGUCUGACGGACUGUUGAGUGGUGUAGAGACCAAACAGGCAUACAUAGUCAUGUACGAUUUACAGAUUCAAGUAAAGGUUAGAAUAGGAGAUAUGCUGUUAAAGCUGUAUUUGUACAAAUUGAGUUCCGUGAAAAACAAUUCAAUUUCUCAAAUUUUCAAUUUGAGUUUUCAUUCAUUGUGAAUA
This is a messenger RNA of Coffea eugenioides, 2988 nucleotides long. RefSeq lists its product as uncharacterized. The transcript has 11 exons. The record is from RefSeq and is a predicted model, not a curated record. NCBI's taxonomy places the organism in Eukaryota, Viridiplantae, Streptophyta, Magnoliopsida, Gentianales, Rubiaceae. Bases 213 to 2810 code for a protein of 865 amino acids.